Molecule: messenger RNA, 2937 nt
Organism: Echinops telfairi (small Madagascar hedgehog)
Lineage: Eukaryota; Metazoa; Chordata; Mammalia; Afrosoricida; Tenrecidae
Gene: SLC26A5
Product: solute carrier family 26 member 5
Exons: 19
Coding region: 83-2308 (741 amino acids)
Biological process (GO): transmembrane transport
Cellular component (GO): membrane
Molecular function (GO): oxalate transmembrane transporter activity; chloride transmembrane transporter activity; secondary active sulfate transmembrane transporter activity
Source: RefSeq, a predicted model, not a curated record
CUGCCUCGCGGGCUGCGCGUUAGUUCUGGUGUCACCCGGGCAAUGCGUGUCUCCUGCUGUUGAUGAAUCAUCUCCGAGGACGAUGGAUCAUGCUGAAGAAAAUGACAUCCUUGCGGCAGCCCAGAAGUACUGUGUGGACAGGCCUAUCUUCAGUCAUCCCGUCCUCCAGGAACGGCUACACACAAAGGAGAAGAUUUCCGACUCCAUUGGGGAUAAGCUGAAACAAGCGUUCACAUGUACUCCUAAGAAGAUAAGGAAUAUCAUUUACAUGUUUCUGCCCAUAACUAAGUGGUUGCCUGCGUAUAAGUUCAAGGAGUAUGUGUUGGGUGACUUGGUCUCAGGCAUAAGCACAGGAGUGCUUCAGCUUCCGCAAGGUUUAGCCUUUGCAAUGUUGGCAGCCGUGCCGCCGGUGUUCGGCCUGUACUCCUCAUUUUACCCUGUCAUCAUGUACUGCUUCUUUGGAACCUCCAGACACAUCUCCAUCGGGCCCUUUGCGGUGAUUAGCCUGAUGAUCGGUGGCGUGGCCGUUCGCUUGGUACCGGAUGACAUCGUGAUUCCCGGAGGCGUCAAUGCAACCAACGGCACAGAAGCCAGAGAUGCCUUGCGAGUGAAAGUCGCCAUGUCGGUGACCUUACUUUCAGGAAUCAUUCAGUUUUGCCUAGGUGUCUGCAGGUUCGGAUUUGUAGCCAUAUACCUCACAGAACCGCUGGUCCGGGGGUUUACCACCGCCGCCGCUGUGCACGUCUUCACCUCCAUGCUGAAGUACCUGUUUGGCGUUAAAACCAAGCGGUACAGUGGCAUCUUUUCCGUGGUAUAUAGUACAGUUGCUGUGUUGCAGAAUGUUAAAAACCUCAACGUGUGUUCCCUAGGCGUCGGGCUGAUGGUUUUUGGUUUGCUGUUGGGCGGCAAGGAGUUUAAUGAGAGAUUUAAAGAGAAAUUGCCAGCACCGAUUCCUUUAGAGUUUUUUGCGGUGGUCAUGGGGACCGGCAUUUCAGCGGGGUUUAACUUGAAAGACUCGUACAACGUGGAUGUUGUUGGAACACUUCCUCUGGGGCUCCUCCCUCCAGCCAAUCCGGACACCAGCCUCUUCCACCUGGUGUACGUGGAUGCCAUUGCCAUAGCCAUCGUUGGAUUCUCAGUGACCAUCUCAAUGGCAAAGACGUUGGCAAAUAAGCAUGGCUACCAGGUUGAUGGCAAUCAGGAGCUCAUUGCGCUGGGACUGUGCAAUUCCAUCGGCUCACUGUUCCAGACCUUCUCGAUUUCAUGUUCCUUGUCACGCAGCCUGGUUCAGGAGGGCACUGGUGGGAAGACGCAGCUCGCAGGUUGUCUGGCCUCGUUAAUGAUUCUUCUGGUGAUAUUAGCCACGGGAUUCCUCUUUGAGUCAUUACCCCAGGCUGUGCUGUCGGCCAUCGUGAUCGUCAACCUGAAAGGGAUGUUUAUGCAAUUCUCAGACCUCCCCUUCUUCUGGAGAACCAGCAAAAUAGAGUUGACCAUCUGGCUUACCACCUUUGUUUCCUCUUUGUUUCUGGGAUUGGACUAUGGUUUGAUUACUGCUGUGAUCAUUGCUCUGAUGACUGUCAUUUACAGAACACAGAGCCCUAGCUACAAAGUCCUCGGACAGCUUCCUGAUACAGAUGUGUAUAUUGAUAUAGAUGCCUAUGAGGAGGUAAAAGAAAUUCCUGGAAUUAAAAUAUUCCAAAUAAAUGCCCCGAUUUAUUAUGCAAAUAGUGACUUGUAUAGCAGUGCAUUAAAAAGAAAGACGGGCGUGAACCCAGCCCUCAUAAUGAGCGCCCGGAGAAAGGCCAUGAAGAAGUACGCAAAGGAAGUCGGAAAUGCAAACAUGGUCAACGCAACUGUCGUCAAAGCCGACGCAGAGGCUGAUGGAGAAGAUGGUGCCAAGCCUGAGGAAGAGGCCGACGAGAUGAAAUAUCCCCCGAUUGUCAUCAAAAGCACAUUUCCCGAAGAGAUGCAGAGAUUCAUGCCUCCGGGGGACACCAUCCACACGGUCGUUCUCGAUUUCACACAGGUCAAUUUUGUUGACUCUGUUGGAGUGAAAACCCUGGCAGGGAUUGUCAAAGAAUAUGGCGAUGUCGGUAUUUAUGUGUACUUUGCAGGAUGCAGUGCUCAAGUCGUGAACGACCUCACUCGAAAUAACUUUUUUGAAAAUCCUGCUUUACUGGCUCUGCUGUUCUAUAGCAUUCACGAUGCAGUCUUAGGCAGCCAAGCCCGAGAGGCCCUUGCUGAACAAGAAGCCACGGCCCUUCCGCCCCAGGAGGACUCUGAGCCCAACGCCACUCCAGAGGCCUAGAGGACAGAUUCAGCCUAGCGCCGUUAAGAACCUCUUGCGAAUCACGAUUUUCCACAUGUUAAAUACUAGACACUAGGAUCUUUUUCUAAGCUUCCAGACUAGUAGUCAGGGCUUGAUUUGGAGGGUGAAUGGCACGUGGCAAGAUGCACCUUACGUGUAUGUGUGUGUGUGUGUCUGUGGUUUUUAAAACUGACUAUUUCAAGGAUAAUUCAGAUUGGCCUCUUGCCUGCAUUGAUGAUGCAGUGAUGUUUCUGUUACGUUUUAGUAUUUUCUUUGCAAACCAAGCACAUAACAAUGUGUUUCCUCUAAAUGCUUUACCUACAAAAGCGAUGUGCUGUCUGUCACCAGAUGAAUGGGUUUAGGUACUUGUUGGUCUAUAGACCUUCUGUCAUCAGGGUUACCGAACACAGGAAGGAAACCCAUCAUUUUCUACCUGUUCUUGUUUUAAAAUAAUCUUGUAUUACUUUAGAAGCAAUAGAAGUACAGCGCAGAGAGUUAUAAACAGUAGACCAAGCAAAAAUAAUGUCAUAUUUCUCUGGGCAACUACCACUAUUACCACCUUAAUGCAUAGCUUUCAGGUCUUUUUCUAUGCAUUUCUGUAUGUUUGUGGACUAAAAAUAAUUCUCUAC